GAAUUACGCAGCGUAGAAUUACCUAGGAACCGAUGCCGUGAUCUCCCCGUCCCUCUCAGCUUCACUCGGCAGGGAACCCAACCGCGGUGAAGACCACUCGGUCUCUGACAACGCGCCCUGCUAUCUGUACAAGAGAAAAAUGCUCUCCAAGCAUGGAAGCGAGCACCCAGAGUGGUACCAGCUCCUGGCCACAGAACGAGAGAGGAAGAGGAACAAUCUGGAAAAAAUAACUGGCAUUACCUUCUGCGGUUGUGGUUUCCUGGGCAUCUACCUCGUCGGCGCCGCUGCUUAUAUCCAGGAACAUCACCCAAGUUUGCUCAGUCGGCAGCUGGCAGGGUCUUCGUUCGGGUCUAUUGUCGCUGCGUGUGUGGCGUGUGGCGUUCCGUUGCAGCACAUCCGACGCAUCCUGAUCACCGAAGUGAAGAGAAUAAGGAAGACGUUCCUAGGGCCUCUCAACCCGAACUACCGGCUGGAGGAGCCCCUUAUGAACGCCCUGCUCGAGGUUCUGCCGGCGGACGCGCACAUCCGGGCCUCUGGUCGCGUCUUCCUCUCCCUCACCAGCGUCUCGACCUUUGCCAGUGAGGUGGUGAGCCGAUACCCUUCGAGGGACGAGCUGAUCCGCGCCAUCCUUUGUUGUUGUUUCCUGCCGUAUCUUUCCGGCUUCUCUGCUCCGAGCUUCAAGGGACGGAGGUACAUGGACGGAGGCUUCAGCAACAUCAAGCCCCUCGAGGGACCGUCCAUCAUCACCAUCAACGCCUUCUCCGGGAACUUUGACAUCUGUCCCCAAGAUCCCUCGGGCGAACAGCGACCCCUAAACCCCUUUUUUGGCCUCUGCGUCGCCAUGAGCCAAGAGAACCUCUUCAGACUCAAAUGGGGGGUUCUGCCUCCGGAACCUGAGGUGCUCGACCAGUUCUUCCACUUCGGGUACUUCCACGCGAGGACCUUUUUGAGCCCGGACGGCCCCAAGGUCCCAAGGCUGGUGGAGUGCAAGGUCGAGGAGAGCGAGGAGAGCAAAGCAGACUGCCUCGUGCAUGACGUAGGGGGCGCCACAGGGACUACAAAAACGCCCUCGGUUUUUGUCAAGAACAGCGCAGUCCUCAGCAUCCUCUACGGCGAAGGACUCCCCUCCAGGACGUCAGCAGAAGGAGAUGCGGCCUUCGAGGUCCACCUUCAGACGGGAAACAAAACCUUUGUUUUGGCUUUUGGCGAACACGGAUUACAGGUGUCGCAGCAGGGACAAGGAAGCGAUGAAACGCGGGACUUUGGCGACGCGGUCUUCCCUCUGGAUCUGCGUCGGGGCGUGUGGCAGAUGAUCGGCGUGGGCGUGACGGGCGGCUGGCUGACCGUCAUGGACCCGCUCUUGCCUGACCUCGUUUUCCAGAGACGUCUCGGCGAGGGGGUGGGCGGCGCGACGAGGGUGCACGUCGUCAGCCAGAUGCAGCUGGCGGUCAUCUUCAACUGCGAAGCGGGAUGCCCCGUGCUCACAAGCCCCUCGUUAACGGCGCAGCAUCUCCAAGUAGCGUCCAGCCGCGCGUUCUACGUGUUCCCGAUUACCAGUCGUUACGUAGUUUCACUUGAGGUGGAGGUGGCGCGGGCGGGAGGCGGAGGGGGCGAGGCGGAGAGGCUGCGGCUGGAGGUGCACCGCGGGGGCAUGGCUCGCCUGAGGGAGUGGAACAAGGUGCAGGUCAUCCUUGAGCCAGGGAGCCACGAGAACCUGGUCAUUUUGGAGAUCAACGGCGAAGUGUCCUCGAACGACGCUGUUCGUGGCAGUCUGGAAAGCGUUCACGUGUCGUUGGAGGAAAUCAGCGACGCCAGGUUUGCUGCCCGCUGUAGACCCGCCAGUCCCAGGAAAGAAAUGGCCGGCACCAGACCCAUCUCCUCCUGCUCAUGGAACCUCGUGCUUGGCCUGAUAGCAGUGUCCGCUCUGCUGUCUUUUCUCUUGUUUAUCACCUGCUGCCUCCUCUGCUGGACCAAGGGCAAGGCCAGAGCUAACAAUGACAAAGACAUUGUAAGGCAAAUGAUAAGGAAGACACAUCCAGUACGUGAAGAACGCAAAGUCACGUCUUACCAUCACUACGAAGAGGUGGAGCGUGUGGUCGCCGAAGCCGUGUUCCGAUCUCGCCCUCUGUGUUCCGUCCCCGAAGAGAGCGUGUCCGAACCCCCUGACGUGGACUUGGCCGUGGGUGGAGAACAGCUGUACCAGAACAUACCCGGGUCUUGCAAGAGGUAGAGGGAACAUAUCACAAGAGUGGUGGUCUUCGCGCCAAGUUGAAGAACGUUAUUGCCGUUUUUGGGUUAUUCUGAAUGUUGUUUUGUUGUGCUGUUUGUGUUCUCGGUUUAUGACUCGACAAUGAGAUGAUUUCUGCCAUUACCAACACUACUACAACAACCACUUCUACUGAUACUUCUACCACUUACACUACUACUACUAUCUACUACUAUUGCUACUACUACUACUACUACUAUUGCUACUACUACUACUACUACUACUACUACUACUAUUACUAGACGUAGCUACUUCUACAAACUGUUGUUACUACUGCUAUUAUUACAACUAAUACUGGAGCUGCUACUAAUGCUAUUGUAUACUACUUCUUAUUACUUCUACAGCUACUACUACUACUACUACUACUGUUAUUACUAUUAUUGAUACUAAUACUGUCACUACUACGACCACUGCUUCUACUCCUCGUGCUACUUUUAUUACUUCUACUGCCAGUACUACUACAACUAUUACUGGUGCUACCACUACUUCUAUUAUUACUUCUACUACUACUACUAUUACUGGUGCUACUACUACUUCUGUUAUUAUACUACUACUACUACUACUACUACUUCUACAAUCACAACAGAGACGCACAUACAGAAAUUAAGUUUAGGAAAUUAAAACUAAAAAUUAUACAAAGAAGGGUAUCAAGAAGUUCCUUAUUACUGAACUUGCUUUCAUAGAUAUGAAAAAGAAUAUCAUUUAUUCUGGGAUCAUAUCGUGGAUAAAUUUGCCAAUAUAAACAUCUAAAGUAUGUCUCUAUGCGGACAAAAGGGUAUGUUAUUCUUUAAACUUUAAUCAUACCUAUCUAUUCUUGUUUACUUCCCCUUUCGUGGGCUGAAUUAUGGGAAUAUGUAUACCUAUGAUAGACAAUAAAAUAUAUAAUAAAACGUGUUACGAAA
Messenger RNA from Penaeus vannamei (Pacific white shrimp), 3168 nucleotides. Lineage: Eukaryota; Metazoa; Arthropoda; Malacostraca; Decapoda; Penaeidae. The record is from RefSeq and is a predicted model, not a curated record.